Molecule: messenger RNA, 3127 nt
Organism: Sabethes cyaneus
Lineage: Eukaryota; Metazoa; Arthropoda; Insecta; Diptera; Culicidae
Gene: heix
Product: ubiA prenyltransferase domain-containing protein 1 homolog
Exons: 3
Coding region: 471-1463 (330 amino acids)
Biological process (GO): menaquinone biosynthetic process; vitamin K biosynthetic process
Cellular component (GO): Golgi membrane; endoplasmic reticulum
Molecular function (GO): prenyltransferase activity
Source: RefSeq, a predicted model, not a curated record
AACAUCGGUAUUCGGUACUCGGUAGCACAGCAUCUUUUAUCCAAAAGAAUUAAUCAAAAAUUGAUAAAGAACAUACCGACGUAGUUGUAACCGGCCGACAAAUACAACUUAGUGCAAUAUAUUUAAAAGCAGCAGAAAACUUCGAUCGUUAAAUCAUUCUGUUAGCUCCUUGCAUCAGCAUUCGGCAAAGCAGAUAACAUCGCUCUCAUCAGUCUCUGUCUGUAGGCAGACACGAAAAGUGGCAGGACCAGUUUCGACGACAAACACCGAUCAAUCAUACGGGAUCGGCUGCGGCUACAAAGGAGACAAAGGGCAAGAAUUUCCAAAAAAAAAAGAAAUAGGACAAACCAUCUUUCGUUGGACCCCAAGUGACAUACGCACAACAGGUAGUGGUGUGGUUGGUGAAAGCGAAAGUGAUUGCACCAUACGCGUAUUUAGGACGCUGUUGUUAUUUGCUUAACAGUCAACCAAUGGAGAACCACUCUUUAAACAGUAACUGUUCAGAAAACAGUAAACCUAACGAUGAGAAGGAAAAAGACUGCGGAAAGAUCGAUGCACCGUUGAUGAAAAUCAAAACGUACCUUUCGGCACUGCGGCCGUGGUCGUUGUCGGCAAGCUUGGUGCCGACCCUGCUGGGGUCCACGCUUGCCUACCGGACGGUGGGAUUUCACGAGUUUAAUUUCCUGUCGUUCGUGUGCACCAUCCUGACGGUGGUGACGGUGCACUGCGCCGGCAACGUGGUCAACACCUACUUUGAUUUCGUGAAGGGCAUUGACAACCGCAAGUCGGACGAUCGAACGCUGGUGGAUCACAUUCUUAGCAAGGAUGAGGUUGUCACGUUGGGGGCGGUUCUUUACUGUGCCGGAUGUUUUGGGUUUAUUUUGCUGGUGUAUAUGUCACCCGCUAGGCUAGAGCAUCUAGCGUUGGUCUACUUUGGCGGAUUGUCCUCCAGUUUUCUCUAUACCGGUGGUAUUGGACUGAAGUACAUCGCCCUUGGCGAUGUGUUGAUUCUGAUUAUCUUUGGACCGAUUUCGGUGCUGUUCGCUUUUAUGGCACAAACCGGACACGUGGAGUGGAUGACCAUCUAUUACGCCAUCCCGCUGGCUCUGAACACGGAAGCCAUUCUGCAUAGCAACAAUACUCGCGAUGCCGAAUCGGAUAAGAAGGUUGGAAUCGUUACGCUGGCUAUCCUAAUCGGUAAGACAUCGUCCUAUAUCCUGUAUGCGUUGUUGCUAUUUACACCGUACGUAAUGUUCGUGGUGCUGGGCAUGAAAUAUUCGAGUGCUUUCUUGAUCCCGAUGGUGACGCUGCCGCAAGCUUUCAAGAUCGAGAAGCAGCUGCGCAAUGAAGCCACCAUGCACGGUGUACCGCGACAGACGGCAAAGCUGAACCUUUUCUUCGGCAUUCUCUAUGUGCUGGCUUGUUUCGUGGCACCGCAGCUGCCGUUCAUCACCAGGAAGUAGAUUCGGACGGCCCAGUGGCAGGUACUGUUGACAGUAUCUUCACAAAUUGUUGUGUAAUGAUGACUCGUAAUUUGUUUAUCUGGCACAUUUUAUCGCCUCACUCGCUCCUACGCUAAAUAUCUACCUACUAUCAUACCUACUUGUAAUAAUUUAUUUAUUGUGCGAGAGAUUUUUCUUUAAUUUAAGAUUCUUUUUGUUUAUUUGUCGUCGUGCAUUAUCUUUUUUACUGCUCUAUGAUAGGAAAGAAGGAGUUAAAAGCCGAAAGACUCGAAACAAUCAGCUGAAUGAACAAAUACGAACAUGUCGCAGUCUGCUCCCCAGUACAUUUUACAUAUUUAUGAGCUUAACAAAAACGUUUUGUUUAUUUAAUUUAGUUCAAAAGAAGCUUUUGGUACUUACAAAAAAUAAAAACAGUACUAGUUUUAGUAGUAUUUGCACGAAAAUUGUGUUGCGAAAGUUUUUCCUGUUCAACCAAUCAUUAUUAUCUUCGGAGUGAUGCUUUCCCAAAUUAAAUACCUCUCGAUCCUUGAACUGCAUAUCAAAACCAGAAUAUUGACUCGCUAAAACCGAACCAAAUCAUGAACCCCACCCCAGGAAGUAAGCAUCCUAUAAGCAUUGAAACAUACCGCGUAUAAAUUUUCCAAUACAAAUUAAGAACAUCGUAACUUUGUACUUAUUCUUAUUAGAUGAGAAAAUUAUCUUUUGUUCCAUAUCAAUUUCCUAUUGUUGAGACGUGGAACAAACGAAAACGCAAAGCAUCCAAGUAGAUACUUAUAAAAAAUCAUUGAUGUGCAAAUAUAGCUGCCAGACCUCUUUUAGCAAAACUGGACUGAGGAUGCAACGGAAAAUGGACAAGUUCCGCUGAGAGAAAAAAAAGUGCGACAAUAACUAGCUGUAUUUCAUAGGGUAUAUAUUAUUAGACAUACGCAGUGGAAGUGGAAAAGGAUAAACCGAACAAGAUAAAAACCCCCAAACGUAAUUUUACAACCCAAUCAUCAGUGUAGAGAUAAGUGGUUUCUUAACUCCCAAAAAGAGUCCCGGAAGAAAAUCAUCAACUUAUGAACUGUUAUUAAUUAUUCAGUGUUUGAAUAGUAUAUUGUUUGUCCGUUCGUCGGACCAGAAUGAGCAAGCCGGCAGAACCGAUUCAACUUCAAGAAGCAAAACACGCAUGAUGUUCGUUCUAACGUUCUAGGAUUCUUUAUAAAUUUAAUCUCACUAUAGUAAAAAAGUACUUACAAAAUAAUUUAUUGUUAUGCAUUAAGGUAGGGUAACCGGUCGUAAGCAUUAAAACUUGAAAAUAGAAAAGUUAAAAGAUGAUUAAAACAAAACAAAAAACACAUGCCAAACAUGUCGUCUACUUCGAAUUUCCCAAAAUUAACCGAAGCAGGGUCGGUGUCGACUUGACACACUGGCCUCUCCCCCCACCCCCGAUUUUAUCAAAUUGUUCGCUGAAAUAUAGAUAUUAUAUUCGCAGGCUAGAAGUUUAUGCUUUUGCUUGUGGUGAGAAACCAGUUAAAACAAAUUAUUAGAGCGAAGAUGUUCGUUAAUUUUGCAAUAGGUUAUUUCCCUAAUAGAUAACGAUGACGAUAUAGAUUUGUAAAUUUAUCAGUGAAAGUUGCAGAUAAUACGAGAACAAAACAAACAACAACAAAAAAAAAAAACCA